AUGUUCGCCCAAGACUUCGACAGUGCAGUCGAUGACGAGCACGGAUUUAUCCGCUUCUUCAAGUCUCUCCCCACAGUAAGCGAUGAGACCGUCCGAAUAUUCGAUCGAGGCGACUGGUACACUGCCCACGGCGACGAUGCCAACUUUAUUGCCCGAACCGUCUACAAGACCACCUCCGUGGUCCGCCAGCUGGGCAAGAAUGACCAUACUGGCCUGCCCUCAGUGACCAUGACCGUCACGGUAUUUCGACAAUUCCUCCGCGAAGCACUCUUCAAACUUGGCAAGCGGGUCGAGAUCUGGGCAAGUGUCGGCGGUCGCAUGAACUGGAAGAUCGCCAAACAAGCCUCGCCAGGAAACCUCCAAGAUGUGGAAGACGAGUUGGGAGGCCAGUUUGACGGUGCACCCAUGAUAAUGGCCGUCAAAUUCUCAGCAAAGGCCAGCGAGGCAAGGAGCGUCGGUGUGUGCUUCGCGGAUGCCAGUGUCCGCGAGCUAGGGGUCAGCGAGUUCCUUGACAACGACUUGUACUCCAAUUUCGAGGCCCUAUUGAUCCAACUUGGCGUCAAGGAGUGUCUCAUACAGUUCGACAAGGGUGACAAGGACAAGGACCCCGAGUUGGCCAAAUUAAAGCAGAUCAUCAACAAUUGUGGCAUUGCCAUGUCAGAGCGGCCUGUGGCGGAAUUCGCCACCAAGGACAUUGAACAAGAUCUCGCAAGAAUACUGAAAGACGAGCGUUCCGCCUCGAUGCUGCCGCAGACGGAGUUGAAGUUGGCAAUGGGAUCUGCCGCUGCGCUGAUCAAAUACCUUGCUGUCCUUCAAGACCCUUCCAACUUCGGGCAGUAUCAGCUGUAUCAACACGACCUCUCGCAAUUCAUGAAGCUGGAUGCUGCUGCCUUGAAAGCUCUGAAUUUGAUGCCUGGAGCGCGAGAUGGCUCCAAGACGAUGAGUCUAUACGGACUGUUGAAUCACUGCAAGACGCCUGUGGGCAGCCGGCUCUUGUCUCAAUGGCUCAAGCAGCCUCUCAUGAACAAAGACGAGAUCGAGAAGCGCCAGCAGCUAGUCGAGGCCUUCAUCAACGAUACUGAACUUCGGCAGAUCAUGCAAGAGGAACAUCUAAGAUCUGUCCCUGAUCUUUACCGACUGGCGAAAAAGCUGCAGCGGAACAAGGCCAAUCUUGAAGACGUCGUGAGAGCAUACCAGGUUGUGAUCCGACUGCCCGGCUUCAUUGGCACUUUUGAAGCAGUCAUGGAUGAGACGUACCGUGAUCCUUUGGACGCCGCCUACACCACCAAACUGCGCGAGCUCUCCGAUAGUCUCGUCAAGCUCCAGGAGAUGGUGGAGACAACGGUGGACCUUGAUGCGAUGGACCAACACGAAUUCAAAAUCAAGCCUGAAUUCGAUGACAACCUACGGGUCAUCAGCAAGAAACUGGACCGUCUCCGAAAUGACAUGAAUAGAGAAUUCGUGGACGCGGCGAAUGACCUCGGCCAAGAGCAAGACAAGAAGAUCUUCCUUGAGAAUCACAAAGUACAUGGAUGGUGCAUGCGACUUACGCGAGCUGAGGCGGGGUGUAUUCGCAACAAAAAGGAGUACAAGGAGUGCUCGACCCAGAAGAACGGCGUCUACUUUACCACUAAUAAUCUUCUCAGCAUUCGCCGGGAAUUUGACCAAUUGUCGCAGAAUUACAACCGCACACAAAGCGGUCUGGUCAAUGAGGUCGUUGGCGUUGCGGCAUCAUACUGCCCGGUCCUUGAGAGGCUGGCAGGUGUCCUUGCUCACUUGGAUGUCAUCGUGUCCUUCGCACACUGCUCUGCGCAUGCCCCGAUUUCGUAUGUUCGGCCCAAGGUACAUGCGCGCGGCGAGGGUCAGACAAUUCUCAAGGAGGCUCGCCAUCCAUGCAUGGAGAUGCAGGACGAUGUGCAGUUCAUCACCAACGAUGUAGAGCUCACACGAGACAAGUCCUCUUUCCUGAUCAUCACAGGUCCCAACAUGGGUGGCAAGUCCACAUAUAUCCGCCAGAUCGGCGUGAUUGCUUUAAUGGCACAGGUCGGCUGUUUCGUGCCGUGCAGCGAGGCGGAAUUGACCGUGUUUGACUCUAUCCUCGCACGAGUUGGCGCGAGUGACUCCCAGCUCAAGGGCGUCUCGACCUUCAUGGCCGAGAUGCUGGAGACUGCCAAUAUUCUCAAGUCCGCGACAGCCGAAUCCCUCAUUAUCAUCGACGAGCUUGGUCGCGGCACAUCGACCUACGAUGGCUUCGGGCUAGCCUGGGCCAUAUCCGAGCACAUUGUCAAAGAGAUUGGCUGUUUCGCCUUGUUCGCAACGCACUUCCACGAGCUCACUGCGUUGGCGGAGCAGUACCCCCAAGUCACGAACCUGCACGUCACAGCGCACAUAAGCGGCACGGGCAGCGAUAAGGACAGUAAGAGGGAGGUGACCCUGCUGUACAAGGUCGAGCCGGGCAUCUGCGACCAGAGCUUCGGGAUCCACGUCGCCGAGCUGGUGCGCUUCCCGGACAAGGUGGUUCGCAUGGCGAAGCGCAAGGCGGACGAGCUUGAAGACUUUACGACCAAGCACGAGGAAGGCACAGCAGGCAACUACAGCAAGCAGGACGUAGAGGAGGGGAGUGCAAUGCUCAAGGAAGUACUUGUACGGUGGAAGGAUCAGGUCCAGGGCGGCGAGAUGAGCAAGGAUGAGAUGGUGGCCAAACUGAGGGAGCUGGUCAAGGCCGAUGGGCGGCUGACCAAGAACCCCUUUUUUGAAAGCGUCCAGGCUCUGUAA
Messenger RNA from Diaporthe amygdali, 2775 nucleotides. Its product is annotated as dna mismatch repair protein msh-2. Bases 1 to 2775 code for a protein of 924 amino acids. The record is from RefSeq and is a predicted model, not a curated record. Lineage: Eukaryota; Fungi; Ascomycota; Sordariomycetes; Diaporthales; Diaporthaceae. Gene Ontology annotation, biological process: mitotic recombination; mismatch repair. Gene Ontology annotation, molecular function: ATP-dependent DNA damage sensor activity; mismatched DNA binding; ATP binding. The transcript has 2 exons. Gene Ontology annotation, cellular component: MutSalpha complex; nucleus.